AAUGAAACCCGGAAGUAAAGUAUUGUUUAUAAAGACAUUUAACCACAUGUUGAGAACAUGGUCAGAUUCAAGUCAAGGUAUUUGCUCUGCGAACUGUGUGUCUCUGAACCCAGCAGUCUUCAUCUUUUCGAGGAUAAAGUCGUGUAUCAGGCACUCAGAGGAGCCGUGAACCGAGCUCACGGCGACUACGGAGCGGCGAUCUUUAAUAUAGGCGUAUUGGUGAAAUAUCUGAAUGCCCACACUGGAGUGGUGCUGAUCCGCUGCAGGAAAGCGCAUUAUCGGCUGGUGUGGUCCUCUCUUCCCUUCAUCACUUUCCUGGAGAACAGAGGACAGAAAGUGCGGUGCUUCUUCAACUGCCUUCAUGUCGGAGGAACCAUUAGAACGAGUCAGAAGUUUCUUAUUAAGUACAACAGACAACAGCUCCAAAGAAUGCUGCUACAUUGUAAGACAGAUGCUGAAAAACAAGAUGUCAGGAAAGCCAUCCUGAGCUGUUCUGUGAGUCUGGUCAGAGGAGAGGAAACUGAUGGAAGUGAUGAUGAUGAUGGUGAUGAAGAAGACACCUAAAACGUUUCAUAUAAAACAGAAAGCAGAUAUGUGUUACAGUAUGUGUAGUUCAUGAAGGCAAAAUGCAAUCAUGCAGUGAUUUGGAUGACAGACUGAUGUUGUUUAUACAUAAUGCAGUUGAAUAGGGAAUUGUUAUGUGGUGCCUGAACCUUUUGUGAUGCUAAUAGAUUUGGUGCAUUUUUUUUAUUUUAUUCAUCAAUUAUGAAUGUAGUUUAUGUUGACAUUACUGUUUUAGUUGUAUGAAUGUCAUGUGCAGUGACGUGUAUCUUUUUGUUCAACUAAAACAACUUCUGCUGCUUCUUGCUGUUCACUCUAGAUU
This is a messenger RNA of Danio aesculapii, 883 nucleotides long. It is a transcript of the gene pop5, whose product is annotated as POP5 homolog, ribonuclease P/MRP subunit. The coding region runs from base 58 to 564 and encodes 168 amino acids. Gene Ontology annotation, cellular component: ribonuclease P complex. Lineage: Eukaryota; Metazoa; Chordata; Actinopteri; Cypriniformes; Danionidae. Gene Ontology annotation, biological process: tRNA 5'-leader removal. Gene Ontology annotation, molecular function: ribonuclease P RNA binding. The record is from RefSeq and is a predicted model, not a curated record. The transcript has 5 exons.